Messenger RNA from Aureobasidium uvarum, 1515 nucleotides. The record is from the annotation of a GenBank genome assembly. NCBI's taxonomy places the organism in Eukaryota, Fungi, Ascomycota, Dothideomycetes, Dothideales, Saccotheciaceae.
AUGUCUACACGCAGAUCUGAUGCAGAGCCUGGUGCUAUUAGGCACCAGCUGCCCGCUCCGCACGCAUCACCUUACCGAGAAAACAUUGACACACCUCUUCACCCUGUGCCUCCCAGUAUUCAUGCUCCUGACUUUGUCAAGCAGCUUGAAGACAACCAAACCUCAAGCCCUCGAUCGACUCUAAGCGGGAGCACUUACGCUGCCGAUAUCGCACCUCUCAGAUGGUUUGGGUUACUCGCUGGAGAUGCAACAAAUGCAGACUGGAAUUUCAAUCCCAUCUCGCCGAACCUCAUCACAACCCAAAGCAACGUCUCUAACAAUGUAGCUCAGUACACCAGUGCAAGUUCGUUUGCUCGGCCUUCUGGACUCAUUCAAGGAUCAUAUACGCCUUCAAUCAUUCCACACGAAGUAGUCGCUCUCUCGGAUCUGGAAGUUUCUCUGUUCAAAUUUUUCGUUACACGCUUCAGCCGCUGGAUCGAUCUGACAGACCCUAAUCGUCACUUCUCAGUCAUGGUACCUCAUCUUGCCUUGCGAAAUCAAGGUCUGAUGAAAGCGAUACUGGCUCUCUGCGCAAGGCACCUGUCAAUCAAGCCGCUACCGGACUUAGCUCCUGAACGUACACUUGCAGUGCAAUAUUACUAUGAAACACUUCAAUAUCUUCAGCAGGCCAUGAAAAGCGAAGCAUAUCUCCGUAGCGAAGAGCUCCUGGUCACAUGCUUGAUCAUUAGUACCUACGAGAUGAUUGAUGGGGAAGGUCAAAGCUGGGAACGACAUCUAAGAGGCAUCUUCUGGGUGCAAAGGUCUCGUGAGAUCAAUGGCGAAUCCGGAGGUCUCAAUCAGGCUAUAUGGUGGGCAUGGUUGCGUCAGGAUGUCUGGGCCGCCUUUCGAGAAGGCCGUAAAGUCUUGAGCUUCUUUAAGCCUACCAAGCCAUAUUACGCCAUGGAUCACUGGGAUAUCGCCGCAAGAUGUGUCUACUUGGUGGCACAGUGCGUCAACUACAGCUCAGAGCAGGAGGUUGAAGCUGGCAAGAAUGACCUGAUCAUGCGAUUGGCCAAAGCUGACGAACUGUCAACAAAGUUAGAAGAUUGGUAUCAACAUCUGACAAGCCAUUUCAACCCCUUGCCUUGUCUCAACACCUCUCACGGGCCAUUCAAACCUAUAUGGAUACAUCCUCCUGUAUUCGCAGCUGGCCUGCAGCUCUAUCAUAUCGCAAAGAUUCUCCUACAGAUAUGGACUCCUGCAGCUGGCGGACUCAAGGAAUACGUGUCGAGAGAGCGUGCCCUCAACGAAUCGAUCGACGUGAUAUGCGGCAUCGCUCUUGCUACCGAGGACGAUGCGGCCAUGGUUAUAUCCACGCAGUGUAUCUUUGCUGCUGGUCUACAUACACAAGACCCGAUCAAGAGAGGUGCCAUUCUAGAAAUUAUUGCCCAAUCUCAAAAUCGCACUGGCUGGCCAGUUCAUGACCUUCGCGUCGACUUAGAAUCAGAAUGGACCAAAACGGACCAUCCGGCAUGA